Orussus abietinus is the source of this 515-nucleotide messenger RNA. RefSeq names its product DNA-directed RNA polymerase III subunit RPC9 (gene crcp). Gene Ontology annotation, cellular component: RNA polymerase III complex. The coding region runs from base 117 to 503 and encodes 128 amino acids. Gene Ontology annotation, biological process: transcription initiation at RNA polymerase III promoter. The transcript is spliced from 3 exons. Lineage: Eukaryota; Metazoa; Arthropoda; Insecta; Hymenoptera; Orussidae. Gene Ontology annotation, molecular function: nucleotide binding. The record is from RefSeq and is a predicted model, not a curated record.
AUACCUGCCAGUGGCGGCUAGCUCAGGGACCCUCCUCAUAACUCUAUGAUAAGAAACAUACUUUAACAUUUUUUAACAUCUUUUACCAACAGUAUAAAAAUAGGACUUAAAUUAUAAUGGAAGUGUUAAAAGACUGUUCUGCCUAUUUAAGUAAUUAUGAAGUAUUGGAAAUUCUUCAAGGCAUGAAAUCUAAGAAGAAACAAAAAAUGACACAGAAUCAACUUGCGACGAUAACUUAUCAGACUAUACGAUAUUUAGAAGAUACGCCGUGUAGCAAACAAUCUCCAGAAAAAAUUAGAGAUUUUCUGAAAGCUGUUGAGGUGUUUAAAUUAACAAAGUGUGAAAAAUUAACACUUUUAAAUCUUUGUCCUAAAACGGCACUCGAAAUUCAAUUGAUUAUAGAAGAUCGAGAAGAUCGUCUGACGGAAGAAGAAGUAGAGUUAUUAUUGCAAACAAUUUCUAAUCAUUUUGGAGAAGAGGAAAAUAUAAAUCAAAUGGAAUAAACUAGGACGUAA